AUGAAGUCAAUCACAGCUUUCGCCACGCUUCUGUUUCUAAUCGCCAAAGCAACUCCCGCGUUUUGCUUGGAGAAAAGUUUUCAGCAAGCUCAGCGCGAGUGUCUCCAGCACCUCAACAUCAGCAGCAGUCGCUGGUCGGAGUACGUGGAUGCCAACGAGUACCCGCGAGACCACGAAACCAAACUACUGAUUCGGUGCAUCGGACUGGUGCUGCGCUUCUGGGAUGACUAUAGCGGGCUGCAGCCGGCCGUAAUUAAAAACUUCUUCCUGCCGGAUGCCGACGACGUGGGGUACGUGAAUCGAACGACCCAGUGCCUGAAGCGGGCCUUGCAGAAAGUGGCUAAGAAAGAUGUUGUUUCGAUGGCGUACGAAUCGUUCUGUUGCUACUACCAUCAGUACGGGAAUUUGGCCGUAACGCCUCAGUAUGUGCCCCAAACGGCCAGGGAAUUGCUCCAAUUUAAAUCCGAGUGCAGUGAAAUACUGAAAGAUUACUCUGGAAAUGGCACACAGCAAAGUUCCUGCUUGGUGCGGUGUGUACUGUUGCAUGCUGAUUUAUGGUACGACGAGCAUGGGUUUCUACUGGAUAGGGCGUACGUGCAGUUCGGACAGGAUGAGAAUGAAGAUGCGUACGUCCAGAAGACGGUUGAGUGCAUAGAUUCGUAUGCGUCGAAGGAUAAUGGAGAUAGCUGUGCUUUGACGAGCUACGUGACAAAGCUUUGUUUAAUUCAUGGCAAUGCUCAAAUGUAUUAUUCGUCAGUCUUCUGAUCAUGGAUACAGUGGAAGUUAUUUAUCAAAUACUAUAGACAGACAUAUGAUUUCUGUACAGUGAUACACGUACCAUGUUGUACGCGUACAGCAGCAGGAUGACACACAUA
This is a messenger RNA of Armigeres subalbatus, 875 nucleotides long. Its product is annotated as general odorant-binding protein 45-like. Lineage: Eukaryota; Metazoa; Arthropoda; Insecta; Diptera; Culicidae. The transcript has a single exon. Gene Ontology annotation, biological process: sensory perception of smell. Gene Ontology annotation, molecular function: odorant binding. Bases 1 to 765 code for a protein of 254 amino acids. The record is from RefSeq and is a predicted model, not a curated record.